This is a messenger RNA of Macroventuria anomochaeta, 2136 nucleotides long. RefSeq lists its product as uncharacterized. The record is from RefSeq and is a predicted model, not a curated record. Gene Ontology annotation, biological process: DNA replication initiation; mitotic G2 DNA damage checkpoint signaling; mitotic DNA replication checkpoint signaling. Lineage: Eukaryota; Fungi; Ascomycota; Dothideomycetes; Pleosporales; Didymellaceae. The transcript has 2 exons. The coding region runs from base 94 to 2136 and encodes 680 amino acids.
GUCCACCACACCUAUACAUUGUACCCAAGAGAUUUAUCCACACCGAUCGAUGAAUCCCAACAACAGAUAAAUGCGCGAUAGAGGAAGAGAUCUAUGACAGUGACGGACGACCGGGGGUGGUUGCUCUCCGCUCUUUUACCUGUAAUUCUGUUUGCACAGUUGGACCGACAGCUAUCUCACCUUGACAGCGGUCUGCCACCAAAAGACCACAACCACAAUCCCAAUAUUCUCGGCCCCUGGAUCCAUUCACCAACAGCAUCCUCAGGGGUAACUCGAACUCCAUCCGUCAUGGGUACGCUCAAGAACCUCGUGAUAGCUGUGACUGGCACCCUUUCAGCCGACAACUCCCAGCUCAAGAAGUGGAUCGAAACCAACGGCGGUCGUUACUCUCUUAACGUACGCAGAGGCGUCACACACCUCAUCGCCGGCAAGGACGCAUGGAAAAACGCGUCCGACGCAGUACAAGCAGCAGUCAAAGCUGGAGCAUUCGUCGUCACUUAUGAUUGGCUCGAAGACAGUCUGCAGAAGAGAAGGAAGCUUGCAGAGACGAGAUACACGUGGGAGUAUCUGUGGCAGGGGAGGAAGAGAAGGAGGGAGAUGAGGAAGCUGGGUCCACUGAUCGAUGCGAAGAAGUUCAACAAUGGUUGUGAAGAAGCGAAGAAGGCUACGGGUACAGGUACGUCCAAGUCCCGGUCCCACGCAGUCAUUCGCAAGCCCAGAGUCUCCAAGAGCUUCUUCUUUGCGGAUGUGGUCAACGUGCCAUUCGUGUCUGCCGCGGACGAUCUGAAGCACAAAAGGGAAGAGCGAGAAGCAGCGAAGGCGAAGAACGCUGAGGAGACAGCGGCGAAGAAGACCGAGACUGCUAAAACUGAUCGCGCCACCUCCUCCGCGCCUUCCUUGGCUCAGUGUUCAACUUCGAAUGCCGAGAACCUCUCAUCUCCCUCAUCGGCAUCGUCACACGCUCUUAGUACCACAUCCUACCAGCCCGCAUCUUCUGCCACUGGAGCCCCAGCUAAGAAACCUCCCCUCAAAGAUCUGUACCACUACUACCUCGACACCACUGGCUUCGAGUACAAGAUCAUACUCACCCGCUGCAACCUCCGCGCGAAUCAGAUCACAAGAUACCGACUCAGUAUCCUCGAGAGCCACACUAAGCCACACGUAUACUGCACCUUUGUCGAGUACUUUCCGCCAGGCGGAAACGCUGCAGGCUCAGGAGAUGGCGCAUGCAUCCAAGCACUUUUCGACUUCAACAAAACCUUCUAUGAAGACGCUGCACCAGGCUUGGAUACGCCUGACACAUCCAUGCACAUCGAUGAAGGACUCCAAGCUGUCACAUCACAAACUCCUCUCCCGCUUCCACAGCAAGGUCUCUACAACCACCCCGAAGCAGCACGUCUCCGCUCCCUCCUCUACACACCCCCAUCCAUGCCCUCCGCCACCCUUCCCUACAGAAACCUCAUCGUACCCAUGAAAUCCACCUUCGCCACCGCCUGGCGCGCCUUCCGCCACGCCUUCCGCGACCUGACCCUGCUAUCCUGGGAAGAACGUUUCGACAUCACCAAGAUUCUCUACAAAUCUCGCGCCCAGCACUUCGGUAUCGAGCCCUUCCUCUACGUGCGUCCGAAGGAAGGCCUACCGCUCGGUCUGCGGGUUCAAGAAGCUGGGUUGUUUCAGAACCAGACACUGCCGCGCAUGGACAAGGAGGGAAAUAUCACGUCCGAAGCGGCAGGAGAGCGGAUGGGCGUGGUGGAGAACGAGAACGACGACAACUACACGUAUAACGCGUUCAAUCUACCUGCGCUCUCACACCCCUCCGGCCAAGGCAUAAUCGGCACAGCCGUGCAGAACGACAUCGACGUCGCCCGCAAGACAGCAGAAAAGGCGAAGCUGCUCGCCGAGGAAGCAGAGGAAGCCAGGCUGAGGAAAUUAGGACUCGCUCGCAAGGCGGAGAAGAAGCCGAACUACUCGCGCCCGCUGUUCAAUGGCAUUACGGGACGGCCUACGACGGAUGCUUGGGGGCGGUAUAAGACGAGUGAGGGAGGGGUGGGUGGUAGCGGUGGGAGUGGGUUGGCUGGAGGGGGGGGGGGUGAAGAAGAGAAGGCCGUUUCCGUCGGAGAGGAAGGCAAUGUGUGA